Puma concolor (puma) is the source of this 1836-nucleotide messenger RNA. The record is from RefSeq and is a predicted model, not a curated record. NCBI's taxonomy places the organism in Eukaryota, Metazoa, Chordata, Mammalia, Carnivora, Felidae.
AUGGGAAGUGUCACAGCUCGAUAUUUCUGUUACGGAUGCCUUUUCACAUCUGCGACCUGGACGGUUUUGCUUUUUAUUUAUUUCAACUUCAGUGAAGUGACUCAGCCACUUAAGAAUGUGCCCAUCAAGGGGUCCGGGCCCCAUGGCCCUUUUCCCAAAAAAUUUUAUCCCCGUUUCACUCGAGGCCCAAGUCGAGUGUUAGAGUCACAGUUCAAAGUAAACAGAAUUGAUGACAUGAUAGAUAAUCAUGUUGAAGAUCCAGAAAAAGGCAACACGAAAUUCUCUUCUGAAUUGGGCAUGAUUUUUGAUGAACGUGAUCAGGAGUUGAGAGACUUGGGCUAUCAGAAACACGCCUUCAACAUGCUCAUCAGUAACCGCUUGGGCUACCGCAGAGAUGUGCCCGACACCAGGAACACCGCAUGUAAAGACAAGUCUUACCCCGCGGACCUGCCAGUCGCCAGUGUCGUUAUCUGUUUCUACAAUGAAGCCUUGUCUGCCUUGCUUCGUACGGUGCACAGCGUUCUAGACCGCACGCCAGCCCAGCUCCUUCAUGAAAUCAUCCUUGUGGAUGAUGACAGUGACUUUGAUGAUUUGAAAGGAGAACUAGAAGAAUAUGUCCAAAAAUACCUCCCUGGAAAAAUUAAAGUAAUAAGAAACACAAAGCGUGAGGGACUGAUUCGAGGAAGGAUGAUCGGAGCGGCCCAUGCUACAGGAGAGGUCCUGGUGUUCCUGGACAGCCACUGCGAGGUGAACGUGCUGUGGCUGCAGCCCCUGCUGGCCGCCAUCCGGGAGGACCCGCGGACCGUCGUGUGCCCCGUCAUUGACAUCAUCAGUGCGGACACGCUCGCCUACAGCUCGUCCCCCGUCGUGCGCGGAGGGUUCAACUGGGGGCUGCACUUCAAGUGGGACCUCGUGCCCCUUUCUGAGCUCGGGGGACCGGAAGGAGCCACCGCACCCAUCAGGGAACUGGAGGAGGUGGGGUCAGGCAGUCUUUGCAAAGGACAGAACGAGGGCAAGGGCGAGCACACAGACUUCCGAACUUGCACAUGUCCCCAGCCCAGUCCCCACGGCAGGAUCCCCAUCCAGAUAAUCUGGAUGUGUGGAGGUAAACUCUUCAUCAUCCCGUGCUCUAGAGUCGGACACAUUUUCCGAAAAAGGCGACCGUAUGGCUCUCCUGAAGGCCAGGACACCAUGACCCACAACUCCUUGCGGCUGGCACACGUCUGGUUGGAUGAAUACAAGGAGCAGUAUUUUUCCUUAAGACCUGACCUGAGGACCAAAAGUUACGGAAACAUCAGUGAGCGUGUUGAACUGAGGAGGAAGUUGGGCUGUAAAUCAUUUAAGUGGUAUUUGGAUAAUAUUUACCCAGAGAUGCAGAUAUCUGGGCCCAAUGCCAAACCCCAACAACCCAUUUUUAUCAACAGAGGGCCAAAACGUCCCAAAGUCCUUCAGCGUGGAAGGCUCUAUCACCUCCAGACCAACAAGUGUCUGGUGGCCCAGGGCCGCCCGAGUCAGAAAGGAGGCCUGGUGGUGCUUAAAGCGUGUGACUACAGUGACCCCGGUCAGGUCUGGAUUUAUAACGAAGAGCACGAGUUGGUUUUAAAUAAUCUCCUUUGCCUGGAUGUGUCAGAAACUCGCUCUUCAGACCCACCCCGACUCAUGAAGUGCCACGGGUCGGGAGGGUCCCAGCAGUGGACCUUUGGGAGGAGUAACCGGCUGUACCAGGUGUCCGUUGGACAGUGUCUGAGAGCAGUCGACCCACUGAGUCACAAAGGCUACGUCGCCAUGGCGAUCUGUGACGGCUCCUCUUCACAGUGGUGGCGUUUGGAAGGUUAA